Messenger RNA from Centropristis striata (black sea bass), 4022 nucleotides. RefSeq names its product polycystic kidney disease 2 (gene pkd2). NCBI's taxonomy places the organism in Eukaryota, Metazoa, Chordata, Actinopteri, Perciformes, Serranidae. The transcript has 15 exons. The record is from RefSeq and is a predicted model, not a curated record. Gene Ontology annotation, biological process: detection of mechanical stimulus; potassium ion transmembrane transport; release of sequestered calcium ion into cytosol. Gene Ontology annotation, molecular function: muscle alpha-actinin binding; potassium channel activity; calcium ion binding. The coding region runs from base 555 to 3266 and encodes 903 amino acids. Gene Ontology annotation, cellular component: membrane.
GAAAUGAGGAGGUUUUUUUAGGGGGAACAGUUCAAGAACAAGAUGGCUGUCCUGGGGCAAGAAAAGUAUCUUUCUUCCUCCACAUAAACACGGGAAUUUAAUGCGGCCAUCAGUGUCAUGUAAAUAACUUAUUAGGUAACAACUUUUAUAGCUUAUUAGGUAACAACUUUAAACGCUUUAAAGGCAUCGCUUUAUAACGGAAGACAUCGUUUUUUUAGACGGAAUCGAAGAUCGGAAAGUUUUCUUAAUGGUUUGUUGAGAGUGAAAACUACUAACUUAACGCUGGCUAUGAGGAGCAUGGAUACCGUUAUUUAAAUAUCUCGAUUUUUACUUUCAUAAACAGUCUAACGCGUUAUGUAUCUAGAUUAUUAAGUUAGUUAGUUGACUAACUUUCCCAAUCUGUCUGCUUUGUUUUUAGGCGUUUAACGGUUGAGUAUCUGUGAAGCCCGACAUGCUUCAGCCGUUAUAAACGGUUAUAAGAGGUUUUUAGUAUAACGGUUAACGGCUUUUCAAAUGCUCCGCACCAUAUAAAUGAAAAAAACGCUAAGUGGACCAUGAGUUCAUCCCGAGUCAGACCGCAGCAGCUACCGCAGAGCCAGACUGGCAGGUUGCCUCACAGACUCGACUCAGGCGAAGGGAUAGAGAUGGAGAACAUCCAGCAUCAAGACCUGGGUCUUGGAGGAGUCAUAGGCACCCCGUCCCCUCCGUCCAGACAAGCGUGGAGUCGGGACAACCCGGGGUUCGAACCCGAGGAUGAGAUCAUGGAAGCCGACUGGCCUCCAGCGAGUCCCGGGAGGAGGUCGGUGUCCACGGCCUCCAGCAGCAGCUGCAGCAGCGGCCUGGGCAGCUACACUGGCGCGGGCAGCAGCACCCACAUCCCCCGAGGAGGACUGUACCCGACCCCGACUGUGGAUGCCCGGCAGCAGGACAGACUUAACCACCGCAGCUGUUUGAAGCAGAUCCUCCAGAAGAUCAGAAUUCUGUGGGGCACAGAGCUGAUGGAGGACAGUGACAGUAGUCGAGAGAGGUACCUCAGGAACGUGCUGAGGGAGAUGAUCACAUAUAUCACAUUCCUCAUCACUAUUUGUAUAUUGACCUAUGGGAUGGUGAGUGCCAAUAUGUACUACUAUACCAAAGUCAUGUCUCAGCUCUUCCUGGACACACCGCUGUCUCCUGGGGACCCUUCAUCUUUCAGAAGUCUGUCAACUAUGGAGGAUUUCUGGAAGUUUACAGAGGGACCUUUCCUCAAUGGCAUGUACUGGGAAGUUUGGUACAACAACAAGAGCCUGCCAGAGAAUCAGAGUCUCAUCUACUAUGAGAACCUGCUCCUCGGGGUGCCACGGCUCCGGCAGGUAAAAGUCCUCAACGAGUCCUGCUCCAUCCACGAAGACCUGAGAGACGAGGUUCAGGACUGCUUCAACAUGUACACCCCGACCAACGAGGACACGACCUCCUUCGGCCCCAAGAAUGGAAGCGCGUGGGUGUAUACAACAGAGAGUGAGAUGAAUGGGAGCAGUUAUUGGGGCCAGAUUUCUAAAUAUGGAGGCGGAGGAUUCUACCAAGAUCUGUCUCGUACAAAAGAGGAGUCAGCAGCACAACUAGAGUUUCUCAAAGACCAGCUGUGGCUGGACAGAGGCACCAGAGCGGUGUUUCUCGACUUCUCUGUCUACAACGGGAACAUCAACCUUUUCUGCAUCGCCAGGUUGUUGGUGGAGUUCCCUGCAACUGGCGGGGUGGUGACCUCCUGGCAGUUCCAGACAGUGCGCCUAAUACGAUAUGUGUCCAGCUGGGACUACUUUGUGGGCUUGUGUGAGGUGGCCUUCUGUCUAUUCAUCCUCUACUACGUGGUGGAGGAGGUACUAGAGAUCCGCAUCCACCGCCUGCAUUACUUCAAGAGCCUGUGGAACUGUCUGGAUGUGCUCAUUGUCGUGUUGAGUGUUGUUGCCAUUAUCAUGAACAUCACCAGGACAGCCAUGGUGGGGAACCGCCUCAAAGGCCUGUUGGAGAACCACAACGCUCACCCGAACUUCGAGCCUUUGGCCAACCUGCAGGUCCAGUUCAACAACGUGGCUGCAGUUAUCGUCUUUUUUUCCUGGGUCAAGCUUUUUAAGUUCAUCAACUUCAAUAAGACCAUGAGUCAGCUGUCUGGCACCAUGUCUCGCUGUGCCAAGGACCUCGUUGGUUUCGCCAUCAUGUUCUUUAUCAUCUUCCUGGCGUAUGCUCAGCUCGCCUACCUGGUGUUUGGAACCCAAGUCAACGAUUUCAGCACCUUCCAAGCCAGCAUAUUCACUCAGUUCCGCAUCAUUCUGGGAGACUUUGAGUUCUCAGAAAUAGAGGAGGCGAAUCCAGUGCUCGGACCGAUCUACUUCACAACCUUCGUCUUCUUUAUCUUCUUUAUUCUCAUGAACAUGUUCCUGGCCAUCAUCAAUGACACAUACUCUGAGGUGAAGGCCGACAUGUCGCAGCAGAGGUCUGAGAUGGAAAUGACUGAUCUCAUUAAGAAGGGUUGUAACAAAGCUUUGAUGAAGUUGAGACUGAAGAAGACGGCAGUAGACGACAUCUCUGACAGUCUGCGUCAGGCCGGAGGGAAACUGAACUUUGACGAACUCCGUCAGGAUCUUAAAGGAAAGGGCCACACGGACGCAGAGAUCCAGGCCAUCUUUGCCAAGUACGAUCACGAUGGCGACCAGGAGCUGACAGAGCACGAACACCAGCAGAUGAGAGACGACCUGGAGAAAGAGAGAGAGGACUUGGAUCUGGAACGCAAUUCGCUGACUAGACCCAGCAGUGGGCGGAGCUUCCCUCGAACCCAGGACGACUCGGAGGAAGACGACGAUGAAGAUAGCGGCCACAGCUCUCGCCGCCGCGGCAGCAGCUCAGGAGGCGUCUCCUAUGAAGAGUUUCAAGUGCUGGUGAGACGUGUGGACAGGAUGGAGCACUCCAUCGGCAGCAUUGUGUCCAAGAUAGAUGCCGUGAUCGUGAAGCUGGAAACUAUGGAAAGAGCUAAACUCAAAAGGAGAGACGUGCUGGGUCGACUGCUGGACGGAGUCAUUGAGGACGAGCGUCUGGGUCGGGACACAGACGUCCACAGGGAGCAGAUGGAGAGGCUGGUGAGGGAGGAACUGGAGCGCUGGGAGUCCGAUGAUAUGGUCUCACAGGUCAGCCACCCACAGCCGGCCACUCCUGUCGGCCCCCGGCCCCGCCCGUCCUCCUCGCUGUCUACAGACGGUCUCGACGCGAACACAAACGGGAGCGGCCAUCUGUGAGGACAGGAGCAUAUUCCGCUCUGGCAAGAAACUCUUUGCUGGAAAUUUCCCCCUGCAGCGGUACAAGCAACUGAAGACGUGGGACCAUUCAUACAGAACAAAAUGAGAAACAAUUUCUUGAUGUAUUAUAAAGAAGGUGAUAAAAAUCAAACGCACCUCAUAUACUUAAAUGCACUGAAAAUAAGUGAGGUUCUCAUAUGAGACAUCAAAUAUAACUUUACAGGAUGAUGAAAGGAAACAUGAAAAGUUGAAUGGAAUUGAAGGAUUUACAGAAGAGUGUUACAUGACAGUAAAUAUAACACACACCAGUCUGCAGGUAUACUCAGCUAUGCUCAUAAUACACAGCGUAUGAUUUCAGUAUUACAUGAGAAAUAUGCUCACCUGCUUUUGUUUACUGUAUCCACACAUCGCAGCAUUUACACAAAUACCAAAAAGGCAUUUCUAUGACUGUUAAUUAUGCUGAUUAUUAUUUCUUUCAUCAUUUUAAUACACAGUAGGUACAAGUGUGGCACAUUCUGUCAUAUUUACUCACCCUCUGUACAUCAAUUAAGCUUCAAAUUAAAUAGCUUAUUAUAAUUUUAUGAUACAUAUUGUAACUUUAAACAAACUUCGAUUUGGAGUGCAUUUAGUGUUCAUGGGAAACCCAUGCAUUUAUUUUUUAUUUUUCUAUGUGCCUUACUUUUUAUUUCUUUUUUUUACACAAUCUAUUUCUUUUUUUAAAUCUGUUAUGCCCAAUAAAGUGUUAUUAAAAUAUAA